Messenger RNA from Yamadazyma jaroonii, 1341 nucleotides. Lineage: Eukaryota; Fungi; Ascomycota; Pichiomycetes; Serinales; Debaryomycetaceae. The record is from the annotation of a GenBank genome assembly.
AUGGGUAAAUUAUUUGAUUUAUUGUCACAUCCUGAUGAAUUAGUGUCUGUAAUCCAUUUAUUGGGAUUCAGAAAGACCUUACAUAAAUCUGAUAGAAAUGCCAUGAGACCUUCUUUGAAAAGAUGUUAUGAAAUGCUUUUCAUUACUUCAAGAUCUUUUGCAAAAGUUAUUGAAGAGUUACAUCCAGAAUUGAAAGACGUUGUCAUGAUUUUUUAUUUAUUAUUAAGAGCCUUGGAUACUGUUGAAGAUGACAUGUCCAUUGACCCAAAAAUUAAAGUUCCAUGGUUGAAAAAUUUCUCAUCUUUACUUAAAUUGAAAGAAUAUCUGUAUCAUGAAGUUGAUGAAAAGGAAAGAGAUAGAGUUUGUUUAGUUGAAUUCACUGAAAUUUUAACUGAAUUUCACAGAUUGAAACCAGAAUAUCAAGAAAUCUUGGCUGAUAUUUCUAAAAGAAUGGGUGAUGGUAUGGCUCAUUAUAUUGUUGAUGAACAAUUCAAUACCGAAGGUGUUGCUACCAACAAAGAUUUUGAUUUAUACUGUCAUUAUGUUGCAGGUAUUGUUGGGGAAGGUUUGACUAGAUUAUUCAUCUUGGCCGGAUUUUCUGAUGAAUCAUUAGCUAAAAACAAUUAUGAAAAGGCCAAUUCAAUGGGUUUGUUCUUACAAAAAACCAAUAUCACCAGAGAUUUUAAUGAAGAUUAUCUUGAUGGUAGAUCAUUCUGGCCAAAGGAAAUUUGGAGUAAGUAUACCGACAAAUUAGGUAAUUUUGCUGAUAAAGAUAACGAAGAAUAUAGAAUUAAAGGUGUUCAAUGUAUUAAUGAUUUAGUUUUAAAUGCUUUACAACAUUGUGAAGACGUUUUACAUUAUUUAUCAUUAGUUAAAGACCCUUCAUCAUUCAACUUUUGCGCCAUUCCUCAAGUUAUGGCUGUUGCUACUAUGGAAUUAGUCUUCAAUAAUCCUGAUGUUCUUUAUGGGAACGUUAAAAUCAGAAGAGGAACUACCUGUCAAUUAAUAUUACAAAGUAGAACUUUCCCUGAUGUAGUAAAACUUUUCAGAACUUAUUUGAGAAAAAUUCAUCAUAAAGCACCAGUUGAAGAUCCAAAUUAUUUCAAAAUCACUACUAAAAUCGCCAAAAUCGAACAAUUCUGUGAUCAAUUGUAUCCAGAUCCAAAAAAUAUUCCUGCGGGAGCCAAGGUCACCAACAACUAUAGUGAAAUCAUCAAAUCAAGAAAACCAAUUGAUGAUAAAAUGCAAAAGAUUAUUCAAUCAGAAACUUUUAAAUGUUAUUUAUCGAUAGCUUCAAUUUUUUCAUUAUUUGGUGGUGUGUUAUAUUACAUAUUCUUCUAG